Messenger RNA from Rattus norvegicus (Norway rat), 4348 nucleotides. The record is from RefSeq and is a predicted model, not a curated record. NCBI's taxonomy places the organism in Eukaryota, Metazoa, Chordata, Mammalia, Rodentia, Muridae.
UUUGAGAGGAGGUGUGGAGUGGAGCCCUCUGCGACUUGUUUGUAUCUUGUGAGCUGUGUGUGGAUGUAUUGGAUUUUACUGUACUGUGUAUAUGUGUAUGUAUCAGUGUGUGUAAGAGAGUGUGUGCUAACAGAUUUGCCUGUGUGUGAGUGUGUGUACACUUUCGCUUGUGUGUUUGUCAGUAUAUGUAGGAGUGUGUGAGUUUACAGGUUUGUUUGUGUGCAUGUUUGUAUGUGUGUACCACCUCUUUUGUGUGUGUGUGUGUCCCUGUGUGUGUGUGUGUGUUUGUCUGUGAUGUGCAUUUUUCCAGGUUUACUUGUGUGUAAGUAUGUGUGUGCCUGUUCCUACGUGAUUGUGUUUUGUAUGAAUCUGGGCGUUUGUCUGUGUGUGUGCCUGUGUGUGUGUGUGUGUGUGUGUGUGUGUGUGUGUGUGUUUGUGUGUGCACGCACGUGCCCAUCCCCUUUUGCCCCUUGUAUCUAUAUUACCUGCACCUCAGUGCAAAAGAGUGUAGAGGCUAGAAGUCACCUUGGCUCCUGUUCUUGAGGAAGGUCCUCAACCUCAUUUUCAAGACAGGCUCCCUCACUGGCCUGCAGCUGCCCAAGUACCUGUCUUGGGUCUCCAGUGGCUCCCAGGAAUUUGAUAUGCCAACCCCAUAAUAUCAGAUUAAAGGCCUACGUAGACUGCUGGCUGCUUAUUUAUGGAUUGAUAUUUUUUCAAUGUGUUUAAGAGAUAGAAUUAGGCCAUAUAUUCUCAAGACCACUGACUAUUUCCUUAUUGUGGUUUUGUUUUAUUUAUUUAUUUAUUUAUUUAUUUAUUUAUUUAUUUAUUUAUUUAUUUAUUUAUUAUGGAUUGCUGGAUUCAUUUUGGUGGUGGUUUUUAUGUUCUCACAUGCUAUAUUAUUGCUUUGAUUAUUUACGGUUCUGCAGUCGGAUGAUUCACUCUAUCUCCAUUUUCAAUGUCCUGCAGUUUCAUCCUUUUACAUUAUUUCUGUUUCUCUAUUUAUUGAGUACAAGCAAUCAUUGGCUUAGACUUGAUACAAAUUUGCCCUUUGUGACACCUUGACUCUUUUUUUGUUUAAGGUUGACUGUUCACUGAUAUUUAACUGCCUUAUUCCUUAUGGUUGGUUAAUUUUAAUUUUCAGUAUUUUGCUCUGGAGAGUUGUGGAUUUUUGUGGAUCACUAGGUCCUGAAAUUCAAUGGAGUUUUCCCUUAAGUGUUGGCUUUUUAUAUUUGUUUGUUUUGUCUUAUACUCAGUCUUUCUCCUCUCAUUUCUUUUAUCUGACCUUUUUCUUCAAACAAUCCAUUCACAGUAUUGAUCAACUUUGGCCGCCCAAUCCUAUUGUAGUAUAACGAUUUUUAUUUUCAUCAUUACAUUUAGUAUUUGUGUGCUCUUGGCUUUCUCUUUUGGGGAUGGUUAUUUGGGUGGCUUUUACUUAUGAUUCUUCAUAUUUCCCCCUGUUCAUAAUUUUAUUCUAUUUUUCUAGUCUAGUCUUUUCUUUGUUAUUAUUUUUUUCUUUUUGUUUCCUUUGUUUCUUUUAGGUUCCACAUGUGUAAUUUUAGUUCCUGAAUUGCUCCAUCUUUUUCAUUAUUUGAUUCCAUUUGUUUGUUAUUUUUAGGUGGCAUUAGUACUGAUAAAAUGCCUACAGAGACUGAGGAGGAGUUACCACCUUCUAGUCCCGAUCCCAGUAUCUCUCAGGAGGGAACCUUUCAUUCCCAAUAUAAAGUACUGAAGACUAUUGGAAAAGGAAGCUAUGCCAAGGUCCUCCUGGCCCACCACCAGCUCACAGGAACCCCAGUGGCGGUCAAAGUUCUCCGAAAGAAGAAGCAGUGGUUCCGGCCAGCCAUGACAGAAGAAAACAUAAUGAGAAAGAUCAACCACCCCAACAUUGUUUCUCUCUUACAAGUCAUUGAAAACAAAACUAGAAUAUACCUCAUAAUGGAGCUGGUGGAAGGCCAACAACUCUACCAGUACAUCAGAGAGUCAGGGCACAUAGAGGAGGAUGAGGCCCGGCAAAUAUUUGAACAGAUAUUAUCAGCAGUGAGCUACUGCCAUGGAAAGGGGAUUGUUCACCGAGACCUGAAAGUGGACAAUAUAAUGAUUGAUAAAAACAAAAAGGUCAAAGUCAUCGACUUUGGGCUUAGCACCGAAACACAACCUGGACAAAUGCUAAACCAGCACUGCGGUGCGUAUUCUUUUGGUUCCCCGGAACGCUUCCUUGGACUUCUGUAUGACGGGAUGAAGAAUGAUAUGUGGACAAUAGGAGUGGUCUUGUAUUAUAUGGUAGUGGGAAAGCUCCCAUUUGAUUCUGUGAUCAUCCAAGAAUUACAAAAACAAGUUGUUGCAGGGGUGUAUCCUGCCCCCUAUGGGGUUUCAGAAGAACUGGAGAACCUCCUUAGUCAAUUACUAACAGUAAAUCCAAUGUAUAGACCAACAGCCAGCGAGGUGAUGAAACACACCUGGUUCAAAGAACACGGGAAGGGGUUCACAGUUCGUUGUGAAGAACUGCUUCCCCUCAGGCCAGACCCUGAAAUUUUGGGUGCGAUGAAAUGCAUGGGAUUUCAAGCCUCUGUAAUAAAAUACUCCCUAAUAAAAAGAAAAUAUAAUGAGGAAAUGGCAACGUAUUACUUCCUACAACAGCAGGCUCUCCCGGGGUAUGGCUGCACAGCCCAGGCACAGCAAGUGAGUCCCAUUGCAGCCCCAUUUCCUAGCCUUGACCCUGCUGCUGCUUUUAGAUUACAAAGAAAGAGGAGUGGAAGCCUGCCAGUCCUAGGCACCUUGCAGGUGUCAUUCUCCCAAGGUCACGUAUCUCAUUAUAGCCAGAAGGUUCAUACAAAAGGAGGAAGAAGGUCAACUGUGGCUGGUCGUCUCAGGCCACAACCGAUGACACCUACACAGGACCACUAUCACAAAUGUGCCAUGAGUGUACCAUACAUUCAAACAACAAGCAUCUUCAGUGAGAAGAGUAGCAACAAGGAAAUAAAAGAAGAUAAUCUACUCUCCCACAGAGCCCCAUUAGAGGAUAAGCCCAUCUCCAGCAGGGUCGGGCACAGAGGUUUUAAGGGGUGGACCAGGAAUAUAGCAAAUGCCCUGAUAAAGCUUUGUUGCUGCUUGCCAAGGAGAAAGAAACCUCGCCUGGGGCAGAACAGAAUCUCUCCCCAGAAAUGAGCCACAGGGAGAGUCCAGAUAACAAGCAGCAGGCACAGCCCAGUGCCAUCUUGAAAUUCUGUCAUGUCCUGAGAAUAAACAGGAGGUGAUUUCAGACACAUGGCCAAGGAAAAGACACCAGCAGAAGCUACAGCACCAACAGGAGAAACAGCAAUAGCACCAGCAGCAUUAGCAGCAGAAGGAGGAGGAGGAGGAGAAAGAUGAGGAAGAGGAGGAUUCCCCAACACCAAUCUCCUCCCUCCUCUUGAUUUCUCCUCUUCCCAGCAGGGACCCAAUAUGAAUGAUGAGUUCCCCACUCUACAGAGUUGUCUUGUUGACCCAUCCCUUCAGAUGGACUCCAUCUCCCCCUUAGGCCAAUAGCUCCACAGGGUGAGAACUAGAGGGUCAUGGGAUCAUGGACUCUUCCAUGGGCUACUAAUCCAUAGAGAAACAGGCCUGUAAUACCAGACACUCAAGACACACAGUAGGUAGGGGGAUCAGAACUUCAAGGCUAGCCUGGUCUACAUCAUGAGUUUAAGAUCAGCUUGGACAACUUAGUGACACCCUUUUUCUAGAGGUGAGGAGGGCUAAGGCUACCAACUCAGUGGUAGAGUACUCGUGGGGAAACAGACUGCUGUCCAUUGACACCUCUCCUUCCUUGCUCGGAAAUACACAAUGGUAUUAGAAGAGUCAAAGGUUCCUGGCCUAGCAUCCACUAUUCUAUUUGCUACAUCAUUAAGGGUGCAGUAUUUGGGGUGGAGUUUUUGGUAUUUUGUUCAGGGAUCAAAUCUAUGAAAUAAAACUUAAGCAAUACUCUCAUUGCUGUCAUAGUGGGAGGUGGAUGAUAAAUGCUUGCCCACCUGCAUCAGUACAAAGCUGGUUCCUUGGACUCCCUGCAAACACAUCACUGCUAACUGUGUGCCUGGUAUAGGCUUUUCCAGGACUAUCCAUAGCUUGAAAACCUUCCCUGCUAUGGACCCUUGAGUGGGCAUCCUGCCUUUCUCAGUCUCAGAAUGGAGCAAAGAUCCCCUGCUCACCUCUAGGCUCACAGGUCAGGGGCCUCUUCCAUACCAUAAUGAACAAGACUGGCACAGCUGCACACACCUUGGAAAAAGAAUGUAUUGGCAACCCUUAACAAAAAAGAUGGUUUUAACUUUCGAUUAUUACAUUCUAUAAAAUAAAGGUAUUUCCUGGUAUAAUUACA